Molecule: messenger RNA, 900 nt
Organism: Toxorhynchites rutilus septentrionalis
Lineage: Eukaryota; Metazoa; Arthropoda; Insecta; Diptera; Culicidae
Product: histone H3.3A-like
Exons: 1
Coding region: 71-481 (136 amino acids)
Cellular component (GO): nucleosome
Molecular function (GO): structural constituent of chromatin; DNA binding; protein heterodimerization activity
Source: RefSeq, a predicted model, not a curated record
GAACGCUGCACAAGUGGAAGUAUAUUUCAAUCGCUCAUCUCUUAGUAACAAUUAUUUGUGAAAAAGCGUAAUGGCUCGUACAAAGCAGACUGCCCGUAAGUCCACCGGAGGUAAGGCUACGCGUAAACAGCUGGUCAUCAAAGCCGCUCGUAAGAGUGCCCCUUCGACCGGUGGUGUCAAGAAACCUCAUCGUUACCGUCCGGGUACUGUGGCCCUUCGUGAAAUUCGUCGGUACCAAAAAUCUACCGAGUUGCUCAUCCGUAAGCUGCCCUUCCAGCGACUGGUCCGUGAAAUCGUCCAGGAUUUCAAGACCGAUUUGCGCUUCCAGUCGGCCGCUAUUGGUGCACUCCAGGAAGCCAGCGAAGCGUACCUGAUUGGUCUGUUCGAAGACACCAACUUGUGCGCCAUUCACGCGAAGCGAGUCACGAUCAUGCCUAAAGAUAUUCAGUUGGCUCGCCGCAUCCGAGGCGAACUCGCUUAAGUAGUCAUUUUACUCCUUCACUAUCAGCACCAUCUCCCACGUUUCAACUAAAUUCGGUUGAUAUUUCUCUUGAUUUCUUUGACGUCAUCUUUCUAAACAUCUGACCCAAGGAGAAAAUUUAAAAGAAAACUGAUUUUAGGUUUAGUAUAUUAUACGCAGUCGUGAGAAAAUUCAUAACAUUCAUUCGCGUUUAAGAACAAUUAUACAUUUAAGAUAGUAGUCGAUAAGGAAAUGUGUGAUGAACAUGAAAAAAACGGCAAAAACAAUUUUACCGUCAGAUUUUGUUUUCCCUGAUCCGCCACUGGCCGGGAAGCAAAAAAAAAUCUUGUAUACAAUACUGAAAUUCAGGCACAGACAGAACCGAAUAUUUUUGCCCACAAACAAGCAUACAUCCAUACACACACACACACACACACACA